GGCAACACUGUCGACCUGACUUUUCGCUCGUCACGGAAGGUUUUGUGUUGAAGGAAAUUUCUGUAAUCUAAUUCAAUUAUUAGCCAUUUCUCCGAAAUGUAUUCGUCAAAAGUUUAUAAUUUCACUAUAGUUUGCCCUGUAAAUAUAACUAACUUGUCCCGGCCUAGUGUAGUAUAAAAAUGUUCUUUAUUUACAUGACUUUGGUAGCGCAGUAAAAGUGGAGUUAUUUUCGUGUGUAAAUUAUCAAAACAGAGGUGUUUAUCCUUAGAAAUGGAUAAAGGAGUGACGUGUGAACACUUGAACAAGCUGACGGACCACCUCGGGAAGGAUUUGUGGUCGGCGAAGGAUGUGCUAACAUGCUUCGACUGCGGCUGUCCCGGACCCAACCUCUGGAUCUGUCUGCAGCCCGACUGCCACCACAUCGGGUGCUCCGAAGUCAAAAAUGAUCACAGCACUUUACACCAAAAGAACUACCCAACCCACUGCGUGCACAUGAAUGUGUCCACGGAGAGGAUAUGGUGCUACCUGUGCGAGAAGGAGGUGCACACACGGGCUGCGCUGGCGCACGCCGCGAUAAAUCCGGACUCAACGUCAUUACUAGACGGCGCGACGGUGAGUCGGCGGCUGGGCACUGUGGGGUUGAAUGUCAGCGCCGACGACAGCGACAACGAUGAAAUGGACUACGACGGCGAGGCGCGUCCUAGAGGUCUGGUGGGCCUCCAGAACAUGGGCAACACGUGCUACAUGAACGCGGCGCUCCAGGCGUUGAGCAACACGGCGCCGCUAACGUCAUACUUCCUCGAGUGCGGCGCCGCCGUCGCCGUGCUCGCCGCUGACAAGAAACCUGGACUUAGUCGAGCAUACCAAAAAUUAAUCAAAGAUAUGUGGAGUACAAAAACUAGAGGCUACGUUGUACCUAAUGGGAUACUGUAUGGAAUACGAAAUGUGCACCCUAUGUUCCGCGGCUACCACCAGCACGACACGCAGGAGUUCCUCAGGUGUUUCAUGGACCAGUUGCACGAGGAACUCAAAGAACCGGUAUGGGACAGUUCGUCAGAGGACAAACUGGGCUCGGAGGCGGACGGCGACCACACGGCGGGCCCGCGGCGGUCCCCAGCGGGGCGGCGCCGCGCCGCCUCCUCGGGCCCCCACGACGCCCCCUUCUACCGCCCACGACGCAAGUCCCCAGCCCCCAGCUGCUACAGUGACACCAGGGCUGACGGCUACAAGAGGGUACAGAGUUCAGAACCGGGCGGCCGACACAGGCGGUCGGCGAGUUUCGCGGGCACACACCACCUCUCAUACAACGUUCACACCACGCUCCAGAUCAACGGCCCCGACAGUCAGCGCGACAUAGGCUCAGAGUCGGAGCUAUCGUGCUCGAGCGAGGCGGAGGAGCGGUACGAAACAUGUUCCAGCGGCGCUAGUGAUGCGCCAGACCCGCGUACGGAGCGACACACUAAGCAGCCAGUGUCGUGCGGGGACGGCGACGGUGGCGGCGGCGGGGUCCGCUACCGCAGUGUUAUAUCCGAUGUGUUCGACGGCAAGCUGCUCUCCGCUGUCCAGUGCCUCAUCUGUGAUAGGGUAUCGACCCGCAUGGAGACAUUCCAGGACCUGUCGCUGCCCAUUCCAUCCCGAGACCACCUCGCCGUGCUGCGCCACCAGGCACACCACCAUCACCACGCCAACAACGACUCCUGGGUAUGGUGGCUGGUGUCGUGGCUUCGCUCGUGGUUCUACGGGCCGGUGGUCUCCCUGCAAGACUGCCUCGCCGCCUUCUUCAGUGCAGACGAACUCAAGGGCGAUAAUAUGUACAGUUGUUCGCGCUGCAACAAGCUCCGCAACGGCGUGAAGAUGUCGGGCGUGGUGCGUCUGCCCGAGGUGCUGUGCGUGCACCUGAAGCGGUUCCGCCACGAGCUGAUGUUCAGCGCCAAGGUGGCCGCGCGCGUCUCCUUCCCGAUACACGACCUCAAUAUGGCGCCCUACAUGCAUAAAGACUGCACGUCCAAGAUCUCCCGCUACGAGCUGUGCGCCGUGAUCUGCCACGCGGGCACGGCGGGCGGCGGGCACUACACGUGCGUGGCGCGCAACCCUCGCGGCUGGUACGCCUUCGACGACCAGGCCGUCACGCCCGUGCCCGUGCACCACCUGGCCGCCUGCGAGGCCUACGUGCUCUUCUACAGGAAAGUGAAUCCCCAAAUGGCAGUGCUGCGGGCGAAAGCGGCUGAGAUCCUGGAGUCGACGACGGUUGAACCCAACGACAUCAAGUUCUAUAUUUCCAAGCAGUGGAUCAAUAAGUUCAACACGUGGGCGGAGCCGGGCGCCAUCGACAACAGCGACUUCGUGUGCGGCCACGGCGGCGUGCGGCCCGACCGCGCGGCGCACCUGCACCAGCUGGCCGCCGUCGUGCCGCAGCCGCUCUGGGAGUUCCUGCACGCACAGUUCGGCGGCGGGCCGGCCGUGUCGCACGCGCACGAGUGCUGCAGCUGCGCGCGCGCCGCCGUGCGCCUGCGCACGCGCCGCCUGGCCGAGCGCGCCGCCUUCGCCGAGCUACACGCCAGCUUCCAGGAACAAGAGCGCCCGCGCGCCAUAUAUGCAAUCAGCAUGCACUGGUUCCGGCAGUGGCAGGCCUUCGUAAGGAACAAGACGCAACAGCCGCCGCCACCCGUCGACAACACCGGGAUACUCACCAAACAGGAAAUCGACGGCGUGACGUCAUACGUGCUGAAGCCGGGCUCGGACCACGCGCAGCUCAGCGAGGAGCUGUGGAGGUUCUUUACGGAGAUCUACGGCGGCGGGCCCGAGGUCAAACUGAAGUCGCCCACCGCCACCUCGCAGCAGACCAUAUUCGUAGACAACCCGCCACUCUUCGACAACCGCCGCCUCUCGAGGAAAUAUUCGGAGUCGGACAAAGAGGAAUACUGCACCAAAUCCACCUCCGAGAUGAACAUCAGGGAGACCGUACACGGAGAGCUGCAGAAAAACCAGUCCCUCCAAAACAUAAACCGACGAUACAAGACGUCGAGGUCGGCGGCGGAGUCCGACGAGGAGGUGCCAUACAGACACACAUUCCAGUACAAGCACGAGCCCAACGGCAACUACGACUCGGACGAGGACAUGGACGCGAGCCCGCCGCGCCACAACGGCGUGGGCGGCCGCGGCCACGACGACAACCACAACCCGCUGCACGACGCGCUCGCCGACGCCGACCUCCCCAACCUCGACAGCAUAUCCCUCAAAAACAAACCCACCAAGGCCGGCAAAGUGAGAAAAAUGAAAAGACGGACAGUGAAAUGAUUCUUUCUAGCUUUCCAGUUCGUUCACAGGCUGAGGAAGACCGCGACGAGCGCCGCCGCCCCCGUCUAGAGCGCUCCUGUUUUCGGUGACUGGUGUAACAGUGCAUUUAUUAGGCUCGGCCUAACUAAACUUUGGGACUGUGGUCUCUUAAUAUUUUUCUAAAAUAUUUAACGGCGGCCGGGGAGGGUAGUAUUUUUAGUACAAUUUUAUCCGUUUAGUUCAAAUUCAGGUCUAGAAAAUUAGGUCUUUGAACGACGUUAUUCUAAUCAACUGUAUAUUUUACAAUAAUGUGUAUCUAUGUAAAAUUCUAUUGAUAAUAUUAACGGUAACACUGUAAAGAAAAUUAAUGUUUAUAGUAAUGUGACUGCAUGCAUUGCGUUAUGUCUGUUCUACCAUGGAUUAGGUAUUUAUUUUGUUAUUUCUGGUUCUAAGUCUAUGUGUUAUUUGUUAUCGAAUUGAUCAGCAAUAAAAUAUAUUUCAUCUAUAUUGGCUGCA
Messenger RNA from Pectinophora gossypiella (pink bollworm), 3792 nucleotides. RefSeq names its product ubiquitin carboxyl-terminal hydrolase 20 (gene Usp20-33). The record is from RefSeq and is a predicted model, not a curated record. NCBI's taxonomy places the organism in Eukaryota, Metazoa, Arthropoda, Insecta, Lepidoptera, Gelechiidae. Bases 271 to 3297 code for a protein of 1008 amino acids. The transcript has 20 exons. Gene Ontology annotation, biological process: protein deubiquitination. Gene Ontology annotation, molecular function: zinc ion binding; cysteine-type deubiquitinase activity.